AGCGUUUAUGGAAUACAUGAACCGUAUAUAAAGAUGUUGAUCGUCAGUAAGAUAAAAGGAAAAGCAUGCAUGUGGUUGCAUGCAGAUCCUGAACGUGUAUUGCUACCAACAGAGCAGUUGGCGGCUGAGCUUAUAUCAAUGUUUGGUGAGAGGAAGUCGAAGUUAGAAGCAAGGCGAAAAUUUGAGGAACGAAAAUGGACAGCGGGCGAAAGCUUUGUUGCUUAUGCAGACGAUAAGGUGAUGCUUGCAAAUGGGAUACAAAUGGAUGAUGAAGAAUUGGUGGCUCUCCUCAUUGAAGGUAUUCCGAAUCAAAUGCUACGUAACCAAGCCCGUAUCCAAUGCUUUGAAGAUAUCCAGCACAUAAAGCGGGCAUUUGCGGAAGUGAAACUUCCGAAAAUGGAUGAAGCAGACAAGAAGGUGGCAUCGGUGAACAAUAAUAACAGCACACUCUUGCGUUGUUUCAAUUGCAAUUCGAAGGGACACUGGGCCAAAGAGUGCAGGAAGCCAAAGCGCGAAAAAGGGUCAUGCUAUGCCUGUGGUGAGAUGGGGCACUUUGCAGCAAAGUGCCUGAAAAACAAGAAUGGGGAUGAAAACAAUUAUCAUGCCUCAUAGACACGGGAAGCCCCAUUUCGUUUAUAAAAAUUAGUAAAGUACCUAAAGAUGUUAUUGAAGUACCAGUUUUAAGUUCAUUUUACGGAUUAAACAAAAGUUCCUUGAAAACAUAUGGAAAAAUAUUGUGUUACGUUAUGAAAAAUUUGAAUAAAAUACACUUUAAUUUAAUAAUAGUGGCAAACGAGUCUAUGAGUCAUGAUGUAGUAUUGGGAAGAGACUUUAUGGAAGCAUGCAACUUAUGCUUGAAUCUGGACACCUUGAAAAUGAUUACAGUGGAUAAAAUUGAAAGUCGAUGUAACAAGAAAAGCGAUAAAAUGUUAGAAGAAA
Messenger RNA from Drosophila simulans, 939 nucleotides. RefSeq lists its product as uncharacterized. Gene Ontology annotation, molecular function: mRNA binding; zinc ion binding; translation regulator activity. The record is from RefSeq and is a predicted model, not a curated record. Gene Ontology annotation, biological process: positive regulation of cytoplasmic translation. The transcript has 2 exons. Gene Ontology annotation, cellular component: cytoplasm. NCBI's taxonomy places the organism in Eukaryota, Metazoa, Arthropoda, Insecta, Diptera, Drosophilidae. Bases 34 to 612 code for a protein of 192 amino acids.